Molecule: messenger RNA, 1527 nt
Organism: Adineta steineri
Lineage: Eukaryota; Metazoa; Rotifera; Eurotatoria; Adinetida; Adinetidae
Source: the annotation of a GenBank genome assembly
AUGAAAUUAUGGUCAUUCAGAAUUGAAUUCUCUUGUUUUUCAUCCAACGACAAUGAUCCCAAGGAAGAAGUAUCACUCGAUCCAUCAGAUUGGAAUGAUACACGAUAUUUGGGUCAUCAAAUUAUGGAUGAUAUGAUGGAUUAUUUGCGUGAUCUUCGUCAAAGACCAACUUGGCGUCCGAUUCCUCCAAAAAUAAAAGAAAUCAUUGCAACCAGUGUUCUUCCACUACAUGGUCAAUCGCCUUGGGAAGUCUACGACGAAAUUCGUUCAAUUGCACUUCCCUACGUAGUGGGUAAUAUUCAUCCUCAUUAUUGGGGUUAUGUUCAAGGUUCUGGUUCACCAAUUGGAGUACUAGCAGAGUUCAUUACAGGAACAAUGAAUACAAUGUCUUGGGGUGGUCAUCAAGCAAGUAUUUACUUAGAAUGUCAAGUCUUAUCAUGGCUUAAAGAAUUAAUGGGUUUUCCUACAGAUGAGACAAGCUCAGGUGUCCUUGUCAGUGGUACGUCUGUCGCUACAAUCAUCGCUUUGGCAGUAGCUCGAAAUAAAUUUCAUAAUCGUACUAUGAAGAUUUAUUGUUCAAACGAAGUACAUAGUUGUCUAGCACGUGCUGUCGAUCUUUUAGGUAUUACUAGAACUAAUUUAAUAGUUAUUCCAACAAAUUCACAACGCCAAAUUGAUGUGGAGGUUUUGAAAACAAGUAUAGAUUUAAAUUCUUGUGGCUUUAUCGUCGGUUCAGCAGGCACAGUUGGUACCGGUGCCAUUGAUGAUUUAGAAGGUUUAGCUGAUCUGUGUGCUAGUCAUCCAGAGAAUCUUUGGUUUCAUGUAGAUGGUGCUAUUGGUGCAGUCGCUCGUUGUUCCACACGUCUUCGACCAUUGUUCACUGGCUUGGAACGAGCCGAUUCAUUGGCAUUCGAUCUGCAUAAAUGGCUUUUUGUUCCAUAUGAAUGUGGUUGUAUUCUUAUACGCGAUGGUCAAUUACAUCGAUCGACAUUUGCACAGCCACCAGCAUCGUAUUUAACAUUAUUAGAUGGUGGUAUAACACCUAGCCACGGCGAAGUUUAUUUUAGUGAUUAUGGUCUUGAACUUUCACGAAAUACAAAAGCAAUAAAAGUCUGGAUGACAUUGAAAACGUACGGAAUCGAACGAUUCGGUCGUAUUAUGGAACAAAAUGUUGAUCAAGCUCUGUAUUUUGCUCGUUUAAUUGAACAAAAUUCGAAUGAACUCGAAUUAAUGGCGAAAACAACAUUAAAUAUUGUUUGCUUUCGAUAUAUCGUCCAUCGUUCGAAUAGUAUCGAUCAGCAACCUAUGUUGAACGAAUUAAAUAAACGAUUACUCGUAUUAAUACAAGAACGAGGUAUAGCAGUAGUUUCACCAUUUGUUGUCGGUACAAAUACGUUUGCAUUAAGAAUGUGUAUUACAAAUCAUCGAACAAAAUUAUCCAAUAUGGAUACAUUUUUGCAACAAGUCAUUAAAUUAGCUCAUGAACUAGUCAAUACUCCUGAAUUUAUAAUGCUAAACAAGAUUUAA